Messenger RNA from Lacerta agilis (Sand lizard), 1860 nucleotides. It is a transcript of the gene LPCAT1, whose product is annotated as lysophosphatidylcholine acyltransferase 1. Bases 111 to 1727 code for a protein of 538 amino acids. The transcript has 14 exons. Lineage: Eukaryota; Metazoa; Chordata; Lepidosauria; Squamata; Lacertidae. The record is from RefSeq and is a predicted model, not a curated record. Gene Ontology annotation, molecular function: calcium ion binding.
AUCCCUUCCUCCUCCUCCUCCUCCUCAUUUCUCCGUUAUCCCCUCCCUCCUCUUCUGACCCAGCGCGCCCAUUUUCUCGCUCGGCUUUUCCUCCAUUCGCAUCCCUCACCAUGAGGCUGAAGAGCCGGGGAUGCUGCGCCCCGGGCGGAGGCAACGGAGGCGGCGGCGGGGAGGAGGAGAAGCAGCAGCAGCCACAGCAGCCGCCCGGGCCGGCCCCUCCGCCGGUGCGGAGCCCCUUCGCGCACCACCUGCGCUUCAGCGCCCUGCAGAAAGCCAAGAUUGCCUUCAUGACGCUGACCCUGUUCCCCAUCCGGCUGUUUUUUGCUGCUUUCAUGAUGUUGCUGGCCUGGCCUUUUGCAUUCAUCGCAUCCAUGGGACCUGCUGACAGAGAAAUAGAAAAACCCCUCUCCUGGUGGCGGAAGUUUGUGGAUGUCAUGCUGAAGGCCAUCAUGAGGACCAUGUGGCUUGCUGGGGGAUUCCACUGGAUAAAUGUGAAGGGCAGGCAGGCCUUGCCCACUGAAGCAGCAAUAUUGACUCUGGCUCCCCAUUCCUCGUACUUUGAUGCUAUACCCGUAACAAUGACCAUGGCCUCCAUUGUUAUGAAAGCAGAAAGCAAAGAUAUUCCUGUUUGGGGAACUCUAAUCAAAUACAUUCGACCCGUGUUUGUAUCUCGAUCAGAUCAGGAUUCCCGCAGGAAAACUGUUGAGGAGAUAAGACGGCGUGCUCAGUCAAAUGGCAAAUGGCCACAGAUUAUGAUAUUCCCAGAAGGAACAUGCACUAAUCGAUCCUGCCUAAUUACCUUCAAGCCUGGAGCAUUUAUCCCUGGAGUCCCUGUCCAACCUGUGAUUUUACGUUAUCCAAACAAACUGGAUACAAUUACGUGGACAUGGCAGGGUCCAGGAGCGUUGAAAAUUCUGUGGCUUACUUUAUGUCAGUUUCAUAAUUUUGUGGAAAUAGAGUUCCUGCCUGUGUAUAUACCCUCUGAAGAAGAAAAGAGAAACCCAUCUCUGUAUGCAAAUAACGUGAGACGGAUCAUGGCACAGGCUUUGGGGGUUCCAGUAACGGACUACACUUUUGAAGAUUGCCAGCUAGCUUUGGCCGAAGGACAGCUUCGUCUCCCUUCAGACACCUGCCUCUUAGAAUUUGCAAAGCUUGUGAGAAGCCUUGGAUUAAAGCCAGAGAAGCUUGAAAGAGAGCUUGAUGCAUAUUCAGGAAAUACCAAGAGAAUGAAAGACAAAAGGGUCAGUCUCAAGGAAUUUGCGGAAUACCUAGAAGUCCCAGUUUCUGACACAUUAGAAAACAUGUUUGCACUUUUUGAUGAGAAGGAAGGUGGUCUGAUUGACUUAAGAGAAUAUGUCAUCGCUUUGUCUGUAGUCUGUCGGCCAUCCAAAACCUUGCAAACGAUACAACUGGCUUUUAAGAUGUAUCAGUCAGAAACUGGAGCUCUAACAGAAGAAGAUUUAACUUGCAUUUUAAAGACUGCCAUGGGUGUUUCAGAUCUUAAUGUGUCAAACCUUUUCAGAGCUAUAGAUGUCGACGAAAGGGGGGAAAUUACAUACGAGGAUUUCCACAAGUUUGCCGAAAUGUAUCCAAAUUUUGCUGAGGAGUAUUUAUAUCCCGAUCAAAUGGAGACUGAUAGCUGCCCUGCUCCUAACGGUUUCUGUACAGACUUCAGCCCAGAAACUACUGAAGACAGAAGAAAUCACCUGCAGAAGAAACUGAAUUAAUGUUAACAAUUCCAGCGUCCUCUUCUGGUGAGAGUAGCAUGUCCUGUCCUUGGGCUCGUCAUAGUCACACAACUAUGUAAUCUGAAGUAUGUGAGGGUGUGUAAGACAGAGAGGAAGUGUGUGUGAGAGAGGG